Molecule: messenger RNA, 668 nt
Organism: Pyrus x bretschneideri (Chinese white pear)
Lineage: Eukaryota; Viridiplantae; Streptophyta; Magnoliopsida; Rosales; Rosaceae
Exons: 1
Coding region: 78-470 (130 amino acids)
Biological process (GO): endoplasmic reticulum to Golgi vesicle-mediated transport; intracellular protein transport
Cellular component (GO): endoplasmic reticulum; endoplasmic reticulum membrane
Source: RefSeq, a predicted model, not a curated record
CCUUACUCGCGAAGCAAAGCAUAUUUCUGAAAUCUCCCAAAAAACCAGAACCGGAAAGCGAGCAGCACAGAGAUCCGAUGGCAUUGGAGUGGGUUGUCCUUGGCUACGCCGCCGCCGCGGAGGCGAUCAUGGUGCUCCUUCUCACGAUCCCCGGCCUCGACGGCCUCCGCAAAGGCCUCGUCACCGUCACCCGUAAUCUCCUCAAACCGUUUCUGUCGGUGGUGCCGUUCUGCCUUUUCUUGCUCAUGGACAUCUACUGGAAGUACGAGACUCGCCCGAGCUGCGAUGGAGACUCCUGCACUCCCUCGGAGUACCUCCGCCACCAGAAGUCGAUCAUGAAGAGCCAGCGCAACGCGCUCUUGAUCGCCGCCGCACUGAUCUUCUACUGGCUCCUCUACACCGUCACCCACCUCGUCGUCCGCAUCGAGCAGCUGAACCAGCGCGUGGAGCGCUUGAAGAAUCGCGACUGAUUCCACUCGGUUUGCAUUUCGAUUUCCAAGCUUUUAGCUUAUUUUGUGUUUCGAUGAUUGAUUAUUUGGAUUUCGUUUAUAUCGGAUUUCGGAAUUUCUGUGUUUAAUCUGGCACUUGGAAAUUACUAAUCCAUCUGUGAAUUUCUGGGUGUUGCUAGUACGAUUAUCUGAUAUCAAUAUUUGAGUCGUCUUCAUCUA